This is a messenger RNA of Chiloscyllium plagiosum (whitespotted bambooshark), 1055 nucleotides long. The record is from RefSeq and is a predicted model, not a curated record. NCBI's taxonomy places the organism in Eukaryota, Metazoa, Chordata, Chondrichthyes, Orectolobiformes, Hemiscylliidae.
GUCAGGGAAUCCUCGUUGACAGUAAAGCCAUAAACAACGCAAAAAAUGCUUUCGAGCUGAACAUGAAUGAUUUUUCUGCAGCUUAUAUCUUUGAACAGAGUAAAACAUCUGAUCAGAUAGCCAUAGAAAACAUCAAAUUGGAGACCAGUCAGAAUGGAGACUUUCAAAAGGCCUGGGAGAAAGCAAAUGGAGCCAUGAACUGUGGUAUACCCAAUGGGCUUCAGAGAGAGCACAUGGUUGCUGUUUAUACCUAUACAACACCAUGGGGCUUUUCUAGAAAAUUCAAUGCCGCCGUGCAAAAGUAUGGAGUUAGUGACACCGUCUACGCAAAAAACUUCAAAUUCAAAGCCUAUCAUUAUCUUCUGACGGUCGCUUUGGAGAAGUUACCAAAGGCCGGCUCGAAAACAUCUUACAGAGGAAUCAACAACAUGGCUUACGGCCAGAAAGGAUCUGAAAUGCGGUUUGGAUUCUUCGCCUCUUCCUCGCUGAACGAAAAGGUCGCCUUCGAUUUCAUCGAUAAAAGCUCGGCAGCAAACACGCUUUUCGAAAUUCACCACAUCGACGGUACCCUGAUUCAGGACUGCUCUUACAACAGGACGCAACAGGAGGUUCUCAUCCCUCCUUACAGGGUGUUUACAAUAGGAGCAUCUCAGCCCUUCUCCUCCGGCCGCAGGAUUUCUCUCACCACCAUGGCGAAGAGGAAGGGAAUCCAUGUUCAACUAGAGACUGAUGAGAGUGGUAAGCUCAUCGUGCGACGCAGUGGUAGUGCGACAGUAACGGCCUCAAGUGGAUUGCUCCUGGUCACAGCCCUGGUACUCAUGUCGGGGUAACGCAUCGCGAAAUUCCUCACUGCCAUUCCCGGCCUGCUUUCCCAUCUCAGGAUACUCUAUGCCUCAGUUCCUGGGAUUGCUCGGUUGUAACGUGCCCUUAAAGACUAACGCGAGACCGCCCAAAUGGAUCAGGAUUACUUGAGAUUCGAUUCCCCUACAGUGUGGAAACAGGCCCUUCGGCCUAACCAGUCCACACCGACCCCCCCCCCCCCCCCUGAAGAUUAA